UACAGUUUUUAAGGGAGAAACUAAUACAAAGAGAGAUUGCCCCUGUUUGCUGCGACUCAAGACGUAUCAAAUGUUGGAGGCACCACCUUAAAAAAGUUGAAGUUGAGACCUCUACUAAAUAAUAUGGGAAUCCUUAUUCGUCACGUCAAGUCUCAACCAUUUGUUUCAAACUGACAUGGUAGAAUAUGCUGACAUUAGAAGCUGGCUGGUUUUCGGCUGAAGACUGAUCUUGUCUGUCUCGAUUUGCUUAUUUUCCCAUGGGUCUGCCCCUUCGUUGCUGCAGUGUCAAAGUUGGAAAAGGUGGAUUAUGUAGUGACAACCUUUAUUUAUUCUCUCUAUAUACCUUUUUAAAUUUUUUAAGCAGACCAGAUACUUCCAUGAUUAAAAAGACAAUUAGCUUAGACAUUAACUAUGGUUCUGUCUUGUGUUUUGGUCUUUACUUGUUGACCAUAUGUUCUACUGAGUGUAUACGUCUG
Messenger RNA from Capsicum annuum, 476 nucleotides. RefSeq lists its product as uncharacterized. Lineage: Eukaryota; Viridiplantae; Streptophyta; Magnoliopsida; Solanales; Solanaceae. The record is from RefSeq and is a predicted model, not a curated record.